GCCACACCUCGACUGCCUGCGCCGACUUCCCUGCGGUUUCUCAUUCUUCGAAGGUCAAAGGGAUUUUCUGUGAAAGUUAAAUGUCGCACCACAGAGUCAUCAUGUAUAAGCCAAAAAAAGAUGAUAUUUAUGCAUAUGCGCUGUCCAAGACCCUGACAAAAGUUUCAUCACCUGCAACUGUAGGACUCUACUCUUCGUGUCAGGAUCGGAUUAACAUGAUCCUCGGACAAAUGGAAGUGAACAUGAAGCGGGAAGCUUUGAGGAUUGGGAAGGAAUAUAAGGGAAGACACAAGCCUCGCUCAGUUACGCCUUCAUUUAGUGGCUUUCUAGCACUCAUUGGCCGAAUGCUCUUCUACAGGCCCAUUUGGACAGAGGAGAACCAGCAGCACCAUAACAUCAGGUUCAUUCACGUACAUUUUAGUGCCUGGCAUUUUGCAGGCAGUGACCUGCUUUGGGCCGGGCUAGCCAUACGGCUGUUUCAUGCCAUGCAGGUGAACUUUGGGAAAUUAAAGAUUGUACUCUACCGUGUGGCUCAACAUAAUGAAGAAGACGAAGUCAAGAACAAGACAGUGGAGAAUGGUCCCAACCAUUGGAGGUCCAAAAAAGUUUGCUGCUGCCCUCUGUGGUUUCUCGUCCUGUUCAUUCUUGUGUUACCAAUUAUCAUCCUGGUAUUCCUGUUGACUUUUGGCCUUCCCAAACCUGAGGUGAAACCAGACGGGGCGGUGAAUGGAACAAACAGCCAGGUGAAUGUGCUGGAGGGCCUGGCCAUCGCUGCCUUUGGAGUCCCUACAGCAAGCGCAUUGAGGUUUGUCUUUCUGAUUAUUAAGAACCUUAUCUUCAACCAGGAGAAGAACAUAAAGAAGGGGAUGGACAAUGAGCGGGUCAGCAGCCAUCUGGGCUUCAUGAACGAAGUGAGGAAGGAAAUGUGGUUUCUGUCUCGAUUCAUCCAGUUUAUGGAGGUGUUUGAGAGGAGGAGGAUCCGGGUGGUACUGCAGAUCACCAAUCUGGACCGUUGCUCCCCCAAAAAAAUCGUCGCAGUUCUGGAUGCCAUCAACAUUCUGCUUUCGGAUGAGGAAUGUCCAUAUAUUUCCAUUCUGGCCGUCAACCCAGAUGUUCUUGUGGAGAAAGUGAACUAUGCAGAUGGCUGCUUUAGCAAAGAGGACAGAGCGUACGCACUGUUGCACCGCAUCGUGACUCUGGCCUUCACGGUCCCACCGCUGUGCGAUGAUUCAAAGCGCAGUUUAUUUUACAGCCUCACCAGUAAUUCAAAACACCCUGAGGACAUAAGCAUGAGCGGAAAUAAACGUAGAGCUGGGGGCCUCGAAAAGACAUCUUCCUCAGAUUUAUUUUCACUGGAGAUUGCGUCUGAAACGAAAGAGUCACAUCCACUGAUAGAUAAAACUACAGCAGACCUGGAUGUAAAUGAGGAUGAAGUAGAAAUGUUGGUCCGGAGCAUCCUGACCAGCAAUGAAAGGAAUCUAAACUCAUACAUGUUUGAGGAUGCCAUGUCUAUGAGGAGGGCGAUCAACUCCAUUCGGGUGACUGUGAUAAUCAUGAAGACUUUAAAGAAAGAGCUUCCUCAACCCGAAAACAUCGCAGCAUGGGUGGUCUUGGCCAAUCAGUGGCCUUGCCGCCUAAGCUGGAUCAUCCAGUGCGUGGAAGACGCUCAGCAAAGAGCAGAUAUUGAUCGUGACAAUUCGGCAAACGCUGACGAUUCAAAGACCUUGUGGACAGUGUUCAGCGAGUCCAGGGCAGAGCUGUAUGUGAUGAGUGCUCAGAUUGAAGACCUCCUCGAGCAGGACGGAGAUCCUGAGAUGUUUGAAAAAUUCCUCAGGGUAGAUUUCCCAUUCACUGUGAAGGACUUGAAGACAUUUGAAGAGGCCACGGUGAACCUGGAUCAUUCAAUUAGGAAGGAGCUGGCUCACAUCAGAGGGACAUCCAGGCUGAAGGAUUCUGGUUGGAUGAGGAACCUAGCUCCUCUGCCAAUCACAACUAUCAUCAAUAUGAAGAAAGAGGAUGUAUGUGAAGAGUUGGAGAGGAUGGAAUACCCCCGUAAGUACAUUGAUAUGGUGAAAAGCCAUAACCUCAACGGUGCGGCACUGGUCUUUGGUGAUGCAGAUGAUCUUAAAGACCUGCUAGAUAUGACCUUUGGUGAAUGGGCAACUUUCAGACUCCACUUCCUGGGUUUACCGUCACAUCUCCGACCACAAUACAAGAACAUGGCACUGACACAUUCUCAUCCUCAGAACAAGCUGUCUGGAGGUCCCCUCCAUGUUUCCACUCAGUACAUUUCUAAUCCCAAUCUAAUUAACAGCUAAAUCCAUUCCAUUUCCAGUAAAUGUGAUAUUCCUAAAAUGCUGAUCUGCAUUUGUAACAUUUAUUAACAAUCUUUACAGUAACAGUACAGAGUUUGGGAGUUUAUUUAAGUGUGAAUUACUUUAACUUUGUUUAGCUGCAGGAGCUCUUGAUUCUGACAAGAAAAAUAUCUUCUGUAACUAUGUCAAAUACCUACCACAUACAUGUUAUUUUGCUUAAAGGGGCCAAGCCCAACAACGAUAGCUGUAGUUUUACACACAAUAGAUGUCCAAUAAAUCAACCGCAGUUGACAUGAUUGCACAUUUGUGUUUUUCAUGGAUCACAUAUUCCUAUAAUGAAAAGGUCUUUUUCACAGUAGAUAUUUUGAAGUGUCACACUAGGAAAAGCACAUUUAUGAUGGCUGAAUGUCAUUUAGCUCAGUGCCACGGCUAGAUGCCCCAUUUCCAAAAAAGUUGACUUCGUCAGGCGCAAUCCAACAGACCACUGAGUAAGGGAAGGGCACCCACGGGGAGCUUGGUAAGUUGAGUGUGUGUGUGUGUGAGUGUUUGUGUGUGGGGGGGGCACCAUCGAUACUUUCUUGAGAAAUUACAUAUAUCUCUUGUUCUGCCUGUUUUGUGAUAUACAUGCCUAAAAAGUGCCUAAUAUUUCUAUACUGAAAUAAUAUCGGCAUUAUAAUUAUUAUGACUGAGGCAUUUUUUGGUGCCCCCUCAGCACUUGGUGCCCUACGCAGUUUCAGGGUCCUGGUAUUGUGCAUGUUGGCUCACUGUCACACUGUAAUGGCUUAACUAUGACACUUGAAGAAAAAAUAUAAAAAUAAAACGGAGCCAUUAUUAAUGUCACUAAUAAUAACACCUGUGCUUUUCCUGCUACAAGUCAAAAUGUCUGCUGUGAAAAGACCUAUUAUGAGACACACUGUUGUUGUUUUUACAGUGUUAAUGUGUUCAGAAAGAUAAAAAGCAGUGGAACAAUACAGACCAAAUAUUGUUUUAACAUUGCUUUUAAAAUUAUUUUCAGUAAUAUUAAAAUAUAUCAUUACAGAUUACAUGACCUUAUUGUUGGAAAAUAAUAAGCUUAACCUGUUAAAAGCCGCUAUUUUCAAUCUGUCAGUCUUCCCUUGCCACACUAUCCCACUAAAGUGUGACAUGCACAUUAAGAUAUGGUGUUUGAUCAACCUUUAGUUCACUUAGGGUUAACAGAAGGCUCCAUAUAAAAAAUUGCAACUUGAUUGUAGGUUUCUUUUUUAUGUUUUUGGAUUUAUUUUGAGUUUUUUUGUUUGUACUGUAACUUUUACUGUGGCUUUAUUCUGGAAUCAAUGAAUGUUUAUAAUGAGGUGUGUGUGGUGUGCCUAUGCCAUACACCAUAAAUGCAUGCCAGUUUGCAAGUUUGGUACCAUAACUCUUUAAGUAAGUCAGAGAAUAUUAACGUUUAGGUUGUGGAAAUUGCUUUGAUGCAGACAUAGUAGGAUUACAUGUAUUUCAGAACCUGACUUUAACAAGGUAUAUUUGGUAUUUCAUCAAUUAACAUUCAUUGUUUGGGACUAAUUAUUGAUCCUUAAAAAGAAAAUAAGUACUUAUUAAUACUGUAUAUGUGCUGCAGUAAACUGUAAUUCUCUAUUUCAUACAAAACAAAAUGUAAAGUCUGACAAAUGAAAUGCAUACGCCAAGUGUCCCAUAAUA
Messenger RNA from Perca flavescens (yellow perch), 3992 nucleotides. It is a transcript of the gene nkpd1, whose product is annotated as NTPase, KAP family P-loop domain containing 1. The transcript is spliced from 5 exons. The record is from RefSeq and is a predicted model, not a curated record. The coding region runs from base 81 to 2318 and encodes 745 amino acids. Lineage: Eukaryota; Metazoa; Chordata; Actinopteri; Perciformes; Percidae.